ACACACACACAAUCAUUAUCAUUAAGUAUUGGCAAUAAAAUUUCAAAACAUACAACUGUAGUCUUUAUCUAUAUCUCCAUGUUAAUCAAUGUUAUUGUUUUGGAUUAAUUUGAUUAACAAUCAUCAUCAUCAUCAUCAUAUAUAAAUUGAUUGAAACUUAUAUAUAUGUUUAUUGCCAAUAGAACUGUUUGAUUUUACUUACAUGAACAUUGUUCAUUCAAUCAAUCAAAAAACACAAACAUUCCCAUUUGAUGGUUAAGUGAUUCUUUUUUUUUUUGUGUCUGGUUUCUGAUUAAUCUGGUUUUCUCCCCAUUUGUAUGUGUUUGAUGGAAUUAUUUUUUUUUUUUUAAAUUACAAUUCUCUUUUUGAGCAAAAGAAUUCACUGUCAGGAAAUUACACCAGACACAUUGAAUUUUCGUGUUAAAUCAAUUAAUUUUUUUUUUUUUUUUUUUUUGGUCGCAUCAUCCUUUCCAUACACAUCAAAAAUAAACACUUUAUCGUUUUCGUUGGCUAGAAUUUGGUCAUAAUGAUUGUAUCGAUUAUAUUACCAUUGAUUAUUGUAUUUGGUUUGGCAUCAUCGACCACUAUCACCACUGCUUACAAUAAUGAUGAUAAUGAUGUUAUAUUACAGAAUAAAGUGGCCAUACAACUUCGUCUCUAUCCCGGAUCAUCGACAAUAAAAUUAUUCAAUCAAAAUGUUGAUAAUAAUGAACAUAUGAAUCUUACAUAUAAAGUGUUUACACAAAAUUUACUUGAUAAAAAUCAACAACAACAACAAACAACAAAAUAUUCACGCCUAAUACCAGAUCAAUCAUCAUAUAUUCGGCAACCAGAAUCUGGAAUUGUUUACAAUCCAAAGGAAUUUGUUUCAUUUUGGUCGAAUAUAACAACAACAGAUGUUUCAAACACUGCAUUCAUUAUUGAAAUACGAAUCAAUAAUAAUAAUGAUGAUGAAGUGCAACAGAAUACUGUUAAUGGCUAUAUAAGACCUUUCGAUGCGAAUGAAACGAAUGGUUUUCGAAAAAUUCCAUUACUUAAUUCAUCUAGUCAAAAUGUUGUUGGUGAAAUUGAAGUCAAUUAUUUAAUCAUACGUCCAACAGGUGAUGAUUUCAAUCCAUUAUCAGAUCAUUAUAUUUCAAUCGAUGAUAUCCAAGUUGCCGGUCAUCGUGGUACCGGCACCGGUAUACGUUAUGAUUUACCAGAAAAAUUUAUCGAGAAUACGAUAUCAGCAUUCAAUUAUGCAUGUAAAAAUGGUGCACAAAUGAUUGAAUUGGAUGUACAAUUAUCAUUGGAUCGUAUACCAGUCAUUUAUCAUGAUUUUGAAGUUCAAACAAAUUUUGUCAAUCGCCAUAAAUGUAAGAAACAUGAAAUGAUAAAAAUUCCAUUGAAAGAUUUUACAUUACAUUCACUUCAACAGAUUUCAACCAAUUUUAUGCCACACGUGUCCAAAAAUGUGUCAAUGUUUUCACAAUCAUUUGAAACAUUGGAACAAGUGCUGAAUUAUACUGAUCCAAAUUGUGGUAUCGAUGUGGAGAUUAAAUAUCCAUCACAGAAGAAAAAUCUACAAUAUGAAAGUGAAUUAGGUGUUGAAUUGAAUGAAUAUGUUGAUCGAAUAUUGAACAUUUUAUUCAAAUAUGGUGGUGAACGGCCAAUGUUUAUAACAUCAUUUCAUGCAGAUCUUUGUUCAAUGAUUCGAUUGAAACAGAAUAAAUAUCAUGUUGGUUUUCUAACAUCGGCCAAACAUUGGUCAACAGAUCCUCGUGAUUUUUCCAUUGAAUCAGCUGUAGCAUUUGCACAAAGUAUGAUGAUCAAAGCUAUUGUACCGGUUGUCGAUCCUAUUUUGACAUCAAAAACAACAACAAAUGGACGAUAUAAAUAUAUUGAUUAUGUUAAACAACGUAAACUUGGCUUAUAUCUUUGGGGAAAUAAAAUCAAUAGCCAUCAAAUAGUAAUGAAUCUAUUGGAUAAUGGUGUCGAUUUGCUUAUAUUUGAUCGGUAAGUUUUAUUUCCAUUUUGUCUCGAUAAAUGACGUGAGCAAAAAAAAAAAAAUCACUGUGUUAAAUUAUUUAGAACUUAUUAUAUUUGUCAAGUUUGUUUUUUAUUCGCAAAAUAAUUCUUUCUCUGUUUUUUCCCUUUUCGCCUUGAAUUUGUGUGAAAAAAUAACCCGACCACACACACACACACACACAAAUCAGCAUCGAUAAAAUAAUCAACGAAACGACAUUCAUUAUUCAUUGACGAUGAUGACGGAAGAAAUUUUUUCCACGUUAUUGUCUCACCCGAUUAGUGAUGUGUAGGGAGAAAACAAAAAAUUUUUGAAUUUACUCUUGAGUAUUCAACACACACACACAACGAAAGUGUGUAUUUUGAAAAAUUUUGUCUGGUAUAUCUAUUUUUCACUUAAAUUAUGAAUAGUACUACUAAAUAAAAAAUUUUUUCCAUUUUUAAAA
This is a messenger RNA of Dermatophagoides farinae (American house dust mite), 2450 nucleotides long. The record is from RefSeq and is a predicted model, not a curated record. NCBI's taxonomy places the organism in Eukaryota, Metazoa, Arthropoda, Arachnida, Sarcoptiformes, Pyroglyphidae.